Limanda limanda (common dab) is the source of this 459-nucleotide messenger RNA. RefSeq names its product urocortin 3, like (gene ucn3l). The record is from RefSeq and is a predicted model, not a curated record. Gene Ontology annotation, molecular function: corticotropin-releasing hormone receptor 2 binding; hormone activity. Gene Ontology annotation, cellular component: extracellular region. Bases 1 to 459 code for a protein of 152 amino acids. Gene Ontology annotation, biological process: adenylate cyclase-activating G protein-coupled receptor signaling pathway; digestion; hormone-mediated signaling pathway. Lineage: Eukaryota; Metazoa; Chordata; Actinopteri; Pleuronectiformes; Pleuronectidae. The transcript has a single exon.
AUGCUGUCCUCCCUGAAGACCCUGCUGCUGCUCUCGGUCCUGUGCGCACCGACCUCCAGCCUGUGCCUGCGCCUCUACCACAGCCGCUCCGACCUCCUGUGCACCAACCAGCUGGAGGAGCCGGGCUACUCCCCCGUGGAGGACUGGGGGUCCCUGCUGCAGUCUGCGGAGUACCUCACCUCCUCCUCCUCUUCCUCCUCUUCAUCCUCCUCUGGCGAGUCCAGCCGCGGCAAGAGGACCUCGAGUCCCGCAAACUACCGCUUCGUGAGCCGGACCAAGCUCAGGGGGCAGAUGCUCCGCAACAGCAGCAAAGGAGACCGCAGGAGCAGACUGACCCUGUCCCUGGACGUCCCCACCAACAUCAUGAACGUCCUGUUCGACGUGGCCAAGGCCAAGAACCUGCGUGCCAAGGCGGCCGAGAACGCGCGUCUCCUGGCGCAGAUAGGACGGAGAAAGUGA